AUGGACGAAAAGCAAACGAACGACAAGAUAAAAGUUUUGAACGUCUUUCAAAAUGAAGAAAUAGCUGGAAACAGGAAAAAAAUGCACUACCCCAACAAGUUCGAAUUCGAGAAGGGAAUAAUCCGCAACGCAAUCGUGUCCACGAAUUCGAGCAAGUGCACCAAACUGGAGGAAAGGGACAGGGAGAAAAAAAAUUGCAUCAUAUUUCGAGAACAAUGCGAGUACUGCUUGACGAAUUUUUCGAUAAGCGGCCACCUAAUUUUAACGAAAGAAUCGUUGUUGUUCGAACCAGACCUGAGAGACAAAAAUGUGAUAACGUACGGGUUUGGCACGUAUCAAAUUUUUAUCGAUUUGUACGAUAUUUACGAAUGCGCCCAUAUUGUGGUGCCGACGAAGGACACCUACCUGUGUAACAAUGAAGACACGUGUGGUUUUAUCCAAGUGUUGUUAAAAAGUAUUUACAACCGAAUAUGCGAUGAUGCCUCGCAAAAGAAAAACAGUACGAGCAGUUGCUACAGUGGUGUGAAUAGCAACUCCAGCACGGAUGACUUGAACAAACAGAAAAGCGUUUCAUACUAUAAAUACAUCAGCAGGAGUUUAUCCUAUGUAUUCAAUUUAGCCCAACCACUGGUUCAAAAUACAUCGUCUUUUAAAGAGGAAAAAAAUGAUCACCUGUUGGGAGGAACCACUUAUUCUUCGGACAUUUCGAAGCAUAAUAACAUCGUGGAGCAUUUACAAGACAGUGAUUUAAAAAUUUACCAAAAAAUUAACGAGGCGGAUUAUAGCAGUGCAAUUCCUGCUCACCCGAAUAUAACUUAUAAAAAUAAUUUAAAUUUAGCCAACUCGGGGUAUUCUUUUAAGGAGAGUGAGGGGAACAAUGCUACUUUUUUGUCGGGAAGGCAAAAAAAAGACUCCUUCAGCGUAACUAAGGAGGCCUCUUCGAAGGAGGUAUCGUCCAAGGGAGGGCUCUCGACCGUGGGAAAGCCCGAAUCAGGGUUCCCGAACGUGGAAACAUCAAACAGUAACUUCACGCAGAUGAGUGGAUCAAAAGAGGGAAACUCCAUAAAGAGAGAAGAUACUGUCACCUUUGCUAGCGAGGCACAACGUUCAUGCUCAAAGACGUUGAAAAAUAUUUCCUUCGAGUUACAUCAUCAAACAUUGAGAAGUUCAUCCACAGGGGGGAACUACAGCAAUACGUGCGGAGGUAUUCUUUGCACAGAUGGGAACCAGGUGCAGUGGGGAAACAAGGGAUCAGGAGGAGGAGAACCUGGGCAGAACCUUGAAGGGCAGAAAAAGGCGCAGAAGAAAUAUGAAGAGAAAAGUUUCAUACUGUUUAGAUUCUUUAACAACAAUAAAGCAUACGAAACGACAACGAAAAUAAUCAAAGAAAUUGAUGAAGUGAGAAAAUCAGAAAACAAAAUAAAAAAAACAAUCACCUCGGUGCCAUUCACAUCAAACGAAUUGUUAAGGUGCAUCAUUGAACAAUCUUUGAUGGCCAAAGAAUCGAAGAAAAAAACACAAGGAACCAAUUCAACCAAUGAUAUUAAAGACUUAAAUUAUUUACCAUUAAUUCCAAAACUGGAGUACAUAAACGGUGCAGUAAAAUUGUUAAGCAAAGAAAUGACCAAGCAGAUUAAUUACUACCUUCCCCCUACCCUCAGCAUCAAAAUAUGGAAGCUCGUUUUCUGCUCAAGUAUACAUGGGGUGUCCUUCAAAACUUUGUACAGGAGUGUAUCCAACAAAGGUAGCGUCAUUUUGUUAAUAUGCGAUAUGGAGAAUGUAUUGUUCGGCUGCUUCCUGGAUAAGUUACACUGCGAUAAUUGUUACUACGGGUCUGGGGAAAAUUUUUUGUUUACUUUUAAAAAUGUGGACAAAGCCUUGCAGGGAGGGAAGGAGAAAAAAAUAAAAGAUGAAGACGAGAAUGUGGAUAAUAAUCGAAGCAGUUGUGCUUAUGACAAGAGUAUCGACAAUUUUUACCCAUUGGAAGAGAACGUUGAAAAGGUUAAGCGGAAGAACACUGCUUUAGACAUGAACGAGGGGAAUCUAGGAAAUAAUUCCAUGUCCAAUUCGCAGGAAAAGCUCGCCACUGAUUUUGAAGACAGCUUGAAGGACUCCAUUAAGGGGGAUGCCAGUCAGGAGGGCCCCUCGCGCACUUCCCCCGAUUACAUGAAUAGGCUCAAAACGGAUAUACACGAUUUGGAUUGCGGUGAGGAUGAAGAGGCGAGUAGCACUGUUGGUGGGGCGUGUAGUGGUGGCGCCUUCGGUGGUAACGAUAAGGGGGCGUCCCACGAUAAGGAUAACAUCACAUCUGAGGACUGUUACCAUGAUAACGAUGAAAACCGUGGCGCGUCGUCGGACGCCAUGCAGUACAGAACAAAAACGCUCAACGAGGAAAAGUACCACCAUUUAACCUCCCUCCCGGGGAAGAAGCAGCCCCCGAAGGGUGACAACCCCGGAGGUACCAAAACUGGGGAGACGAGCGAAAAAAAACAAAAAAAACAAAGUGGCAAUGAUAAUGCGUCCAUUCAGGUGUUCAACUGGACCACUCGAAACAAUUAUUUUGUCUACUCGGAUGAAAAGUCGAUAACGAUAGGCGGCGGGGAUAACUAUUCGCUGCUCAUUAGUGACGACUUGUGCAAAGGGCAGACCAACAGGAGCAGCACGUACGAUAACGACUUGCUGACCCACGACGAGGAAUUCGAAAUUCAGUUUUUGCAGCUGUGGGUGUUUGACGAUUCGUAG
Messenger RNA from Plasmodium cynomolgi strain B, 2742 nucleotides. Its product is annotated as TLD domain-containing protein. The coding region runs from base 1 to 2742 and encodes 913 amino acids. Lineage: Eukaryota; Apicomplexa; Aconoidasida; Haemosporida; Plasmodiidae. The record is from RefSeq and is a predicted model, not a curated record. The transcript is spliced from 3 exons.